GGAAAGUAGGAAAGCGGUUUACAGAGCGGUUUUGUAGGCGGACAUUCUGGGAUAUAGUGGGGAAUUAUGCGACGCCGCGACCACGCAAGGAGUCUCUUCUAACCUCUUAAGAACCGCAUCCCUUUUCUUGGAGAGAAAGGAAGAGAGAGAGAGAGAGAGAGAGAGGAUCUCGUUUUCUCUUUACUUUUUUGCUGCUUGCUGCUUGUUCUCUGUAAUCUUUUUCUGGAUUGUGCGUGUUUGCUAGGAUCUUUGAUUCUCUUCGCCUUUUUCUCCUCCAUUUAAAUUCGUGUUCUUGGGUUUCUGCAAUCUGGGUCUGAGAGAUAGAGAGAGGGGGGGAGGUCUAGAGAGAAAGAGAGAGAGAGAGAAGGGAUAUGGGUUCUCCGUCGGGGUUGAGCUUGGAUUACAGGCCGUCGGUGACGAAGAAGAGCGGCGGGUUCGUAGAUAUGGGGAGGGAUGGAAGGUUGGAGGAGCGAUUGAGGUGUUUGGAGGAGGAGAGGAAGAAGAUCGAUGUGUUCAAAAGGGAGCUCCCUUUGUGCAUGGAGCUCGUCAAUGAAGCCAUUGAGAGUGUCAAGCGGCAGAUGGAGCAACAGGAGUGCAGGAUGGGUCUUCCUGUGCUGGAGGAAUUCAUUCCCUUGAAGAAAUCAUCGCCGGAGGAAGAGGGGAAAAGAAAUGGAUUAUUGAAGGAAGAGAAGGAUCGCAGAGACAAGAUGAAUUGGAUGAGUUCUGCUCUCUUGUGGAAUGAAACCCACGUUCCUUCUGAUCUAACCAACAAGAGGAUGCAUGGCGAGUUCGUUCCAUCUGAGAAUUCCCAAAACUUCAGCACCAGUCAGAGCAGAAUGGCGUUCCUUUCCUCCAAAGGAGCCUCCGGUUUUCCGGAAGCUCCAGCGGAAGAAAGAGACGUCUCCGCUGAUCUCUCUCUUUCCACAGAAUCAAAACAGACUUGUAAAACUCAAUCCUCAUCUCCUGACCAAUCCGCCAUACAAUCACAGACUCAGAGAAAGGCCAGACGAUGUUGGUCUCCUGAAUUGCACAGACGCUUCGUUAACGCGCUUCAGCAAUUAGGCGGACCUCAAGUGGCGACGCCUAAGCAGAUAAGGGAAUUGAUGAAGGUGGACGGCCUCACCAAUGAUGAAGUCAAGAGCCAUUUGCAGAAAUACAGACUGCACACGCGGAGGCCGAACGCCGGCGCACAGGCCCCUGCUGGAAACCAGCAAUCUUCCCAACUGAUGCUGUUGGGCGGACUGUGGGUGCCCCGUGAGUACUCGUCCUCAGCGAGGGGCGAGGACUACCAGACUGCUAAACGGAGCCCGAGCCAUUCUGGCUCUCCUCAAGGCCCGCUCCAUUUUCCGGCGAGGGCGAGCAACUACAGCCGGGAGGAAGACGAAGACGAUGGCAGCGAGUCGGACACCAAGUCCGAGAGCUAUAGUUGGAAGGGACACCUCCAGGCGUCGAGAUCGGACGUAACAACUGAGUGAUCGUGAUCCCCAUCUUCCCCUCUUCUCCUUCCUCUUUCCCCUUUUUCCUCCCUGAGAAUUAUGAUCAGAGAGUGUUUAAGAGAGCUAGAAUAAGGCCGGAAUUGAUCGGAUGGUGCCGGUUGGUAGACAGAUCUUUGGUCUGUCAGUUUUUCACCGGACAAACGGUCCUUCUUCCUUUUUGGUUUUACUUUUCUUCAAUUUUCUGGACUACUGGUGAGGUUUUCUGUAUCAUGUUGUUGAGAGUAAAUGGCAUAGAUAAACAAGAGCUUCUCUUUUCUCA
Nymphaea colorata (pocket water lily) is the source of this 1755-nucleotide messenger RNA. Its product is annotated as myb family transcription factor EFM-like. The transcript has 5 exons. The record is from RefSeq and is a predicted model, not a curated record. Gene Ontology annotation, molecular function: DNA-binding transcription factor activity; DNA binding. Gene Ontology annotation, biological process: regulation of DNA-templated transcription. Lineage: Eukaryota; Viridiplantae; Streptophyta; Magnoliopsida; Nymphaeales; Nymphaeaceae. Bases 372 to 1475 code for a protein of 367 amino acids.